AACGGUGUGUAAAUUGAAAAAGAGAAAACUACUGACAUAGGAUUUAACCGGAUUUAUAAAAAUUGAGAAGAUAAUCGAUCCUAUACUACUAAAUGAGAAUCGAACUUCGAUUCAUCGUUUCAACACUAGCUUUCCCGAAUGGCUAGUCAAUUGUGUCGGCACAGGAUGCCAGAGAUGGUGAAGCGUACGGUGUAAAAUGUUGUGUUAUCUUCGGGACAGGUGAUUGAACGUAGGCAGGAAAUCGGUCGACAUGCCGAAAAAGUUUGUGGGUGAGAAUAGCAAGGCGGUUGCCGCCCGAGCUAGAAAAGCGGCGGCCAAAGAAGCCGAAAAUAUAAAAAAAGCACUGGAAGCUGAGGACCGAGCCUGGCAAGACGAUGACAAACAAUUAUUAAAGAAAAAACAAAAACAAGAAGAAGUUGAGAAAAAGCGCCAACAGCAGUUGGAAAAGAAAGCGGAGGCAAAAGCUAUGCUUGAGAAAGAAAUGGCAAAUAUAAAGGUCGGUGGUAAACAGCCGGCAUCCAAAGUUACAAGAGCUGAGAUUGUCGCUAUUACUGAGAAGCGAAACCAGGUAGCUAUGAAGAAGAAAGAAGAUGAAAAACCGAUCGAGGAGAACAUAAACAGAAUAACUCUGGAAGGUGAAAUGGCUCACGGUAUAGACGAGGCUUUAUCUGUUUUGAGUUCGAAAGAUCCCGAAAUCGACCGACACCCGGAGAAACGGAUGAAAGCCGCGUACGCGAACUUUGAGGAGAAAAUGAUGCCUGUGAUUAAAGAGCAAAAUCCUACUCUGAGAUUGAGUCAGCUGAAGCAGAUCCUUAGGAAAGAAUGGAUGAAGUCGGCUGAAAAUCCACUUAAUCAGAAGUUACAGAACCGUUGAUGACUGUUUCAAACGUACUCAAAUAACUCUGGUAACGAGAAUGGACUGGAAUAAUUGUCGCAACGACACGAUGAACUGCAUACAGUUUUAUUGAUAAAACGAAUAACUUAGACUAAAAAUAUACCAUAUGCGCGUAUGAAAUAGAUGUGUAUGAUAUAUAUAAACGAUCUUUGGUCAAAUCUA
This is a messenger RNA of Dinoponera quadriceps, 1057 nucleotides long. RefSeq names its product coiled-coil domain-containing protein 124. NCBI's taxonomy places the organism in Eukaryota, Metazoa, Arthropoda, Insecta, Hymenoptera, Formicidae. Gene Ontology annotation, biological process: transcription by RNA polymerase II. The record is from RefSeq and is a predicted model, not a curated record. The coding region runs from base 251 to 874 and encodes 207 amino acids. Gene Ontology annotation, cellular component: nucleus. Gene Ontology annotation, molecular function: transcription coactivator activity. The transcript has 4 exons.